Molecule: messenger RNA, 1996 nt
Organism: Nothobranchius furzeri (turquoise killifish)
Lineage: Eukaryota; Metazoa; Chordata; Actinopteri; Cyprinodontiformes; Nothobranchiidae
Gene: ube2nb
Product: ubiquitin-conjugating enzyme E2Nb
Source: RefSeq, a predicted model, not a curated record
GUCAUCACGUCAAGCGCAGCCACCGGAAGAGUGAGUUAUGUGACCCCGCCCCGGCUGCUCAGUCAAUCCAACCUGAAGAGAGGGCGAGUCAACGGCUAAAAAUAUAACUGCUAACGCAAGAUGGCCGGUUUACCUCGUAGGAUUAUAAAGGAGACACAGCGGUUGAUGGCAGAGCCUGUUCCUGGGAUCACGGCUACGCCUGAUGAAGGGAAUGCACGUUACUUCCAUGUGGUCAUCGCAGGUCCUCAAGACUCUCCUUUUGAAGGAGGGACGUUUAAACUUGAACUAUUUCUUCCAGAAGAGUAUCCCAUGGCAGCUCCCAAAGUGCGAUUCAUGACCAAAAUCUAUCACCCCAAUGUUGACAAACUUGGAAGAAUAUGUUUAGACAUUUUGAAAGACAAGUGGUCUCCCGCCCUGCAGAUCCGCACAGUGUUGCUCUCUAUCCAGGCGUUAUUAAGUGCUCCCAACCCAGAUGAUCCCCUGGCAAACGAUGUCGCAGAGCAGUGGAAGAAAAACGAAAGCCAUGCCAUUGAGACAGCCCGAACAUGGACCAGGCUCUACGCCAGCAACACUGAAGUAUAGAAGAGUCAAGAAGAGGCGUCUGAAUGUGAUCGACAUAAUGUACUCAAAUUCAGUCAACGUUUGAAUUUAACGGAUACACACACACACACACACUAUUAUGAAAUAAGUCCAAAUCUAUUUGAAAGAAAUAAGAAUUACUGCUGCAAGCCUUUGGGUGACUUAUUUUCUUCUCUUAAAACGCGUUAAAUGUGUGUUAGCCUCGUCUUUUUUCCCUCUCAUUCUUUCUUUUUCUGUGAUGCUAUUUAAAUGCAAGGACAGAGAUCGACACCCUCCCCACGUCUGAGUCUUGAUUCGGGCCCAGGCUGGUACGUUUGGAAAAAAAUCUUCAUGUAUUAAAGUUUUCUUUCUUUUAACAAAUGGCAUUAUUUGUUACUACACCUGUAUGUCUUUUUGUUAAUUAUGACUCGUGUUUUUUUUCCAUCACAUCGUGUGCAUCUCUCAUUUUCCACCAUUUAUUUACAGGUUUAGGUUUUCUAGUUAGUGGAGAUAAAGGCUUGGGUCUGGAUGUUUCACCAAAUUAAUGUUGCAGAAACACAAAAAGGCACUUAACCCUAAACUUUAGAAAAGUGACGUUUUCAAAAAUCAGUCUGAAAGCAAGUAAAAAUGAAAACACCCUCAAGUUUUACAUAAAUUGUAAUCAGUCAAACCAAUGUUAUUAUCUUACAAUUAGAAGAUUUUAGCAAUAUUUUUACUGUAAUAUAAAAACGUCUUGAAAAUAUCUGUCGAACUUGAUUUUAGAGAAUAGACUACGCUGUAGUCUAUUGAUUGAUUGAUUGUAGUCACAAUUAGAAUUUCUAGGUGUGUAGAAUCAUUUCUGGUCAAGUGAUCAACACGUCUGUUAACAUCUGGACUUUGGAUUAAAAGGGGAGAAUAAACAGAUUAAUGUUGGAUUACAAGUAAGCAGGUUCUAUGAUCAAAAUCUACAGAUUACAUUUGUGAUUGCAGCUCAGUUUUUAUUUUUAUUAGUCGAGCUUGUUGGACGGCUCGGAGGGUGAGCCGAGUCGUGGGCUUGUAAAGUUUCCAACCAUCUCAAAAGUAGACAUGCGAUUUUAAAUGUUGAAAAUUAUUUUCAAGAGCAGAAAAUUAAUGAUUUUAAUUUUAUUCAGAUGUUUUUUUAUCCUCUUCAUGCUUUUUUUUUUCUUUUUAUUUUAGUUUUAAAUUCAGCAUAAUUUCAACACCAGAACCAAGGAAACAAACUCUGUUCAUUUUUGUCAGAGUUGGUGUUUUGGGUGCUCUUUUUAAAGGGAAACACGUUUUUUUCUAAUGUGAGUUAGUUUGUGAGGGUCAGAAUGACCUUUGACCCUUUCGUGAUGCUGAUGUGAUGUUUAUGCAAGUGGAUUUAAUAGCAGAGAGGAGAAAUUAGGAUAUUCUGAUGACAACAUGUUCCAAAUAAAAAAUUUAAAGUUAAAAAAUC